Messenger RNA from Fusarium fujikuroi IMI 58289, 810 nucleotides. RefSeq lists its product as uncharacterized. Gene Ontology annotation, molecular function: oxidoreductase activity, acting on the CH-OH group of donors, NAD or NADP as acceptor. Lineage: Eukaryota; Fungi; Ascomycota; Sordariomycetes; Hypocreales; Nectriaceae. The transcript has a single exon. Bases 1 to 810 code for a protein of 269 amino acids. The record is from RefSeq and is a predicted model, not a curated record.
AUGGAUUAUCGCGGGAAGAUCAUCGUUGUGACGGGAGCGGCGCACGGGCUGGGAAAGGGUGUUGCUCUAGCAUAUGCAAAAGCUGGCGCCCGUGUCAUCUUGGCCGACAUCCAACAAGAGCUCCAAAUGCCUGUCGUGGAAUCCCUACGCAAAUCCGGACUUGAAGCGUACGCUUACAAGUGCGAUGUCAGCAAUGAUGAAUCCGUGGCCACCUUCGCCGCCCGAGUUGAGAGCGAAAUUGGCACUCCCGACAUCAUCCACAACAACGCCGUCUUCAUUCGGAGCGCAUCAAUUUUUGAUCUAGAGCUGGAGAGUCUCAGGAGACAAGUGGAAGUCAAUGUCUUCGGAUACAUCCGCAUCAUCAAGGCUUUUCUUGCCAAGAUGGUGGCUCGUGGCUCGGGAUGGAUUGUAAACACGGCAUCGCCUAAUGGUCUCACGCCAGAACCGACUGUUGCUCUCAACCUGCUGCCUUACUGCAUAUGCAAAUCUGCCGAUAUAUCUCUGAGCCAAAGCUUGGCAGUGGCUCUCAAACCCCACGGAAUAGGCGUCAGCGUCAUUUUCCCUGACGUCACUUACACAGACACUGUACAUGAUCUGAAUGGCUCGUCGUCAGCUGAGUUCAAUCAGGGCUUUGCAUUAUUUCUGAAGCAGAAUGGGAAAGAUGCUGAUUCAGAGGGACAGCGGAUUGUGGAUGAGGUUGCGAAGAAGAACUUCUUUACCAGCGUUGCUCCAAAGUUCGGAGAUAUUUUGUCUGAAUGGGCUGCAAAUGGCAUGGACCCUCUAGCAGAUUAUAAGUUGUCCCUGGUAUGA